AUGAUGAGUAUAGAGCAAUUUGACUCGAAGCUCAAGAACACCGAAGUGCUGAGGAUCAUGAGAGAUUGCACAAACAGCCGCCGAACAACAACAGAGCAAGAUUAUAGGAACCUCCUACAGGACCUUUGCGAGCAUUUAACAUAUUUCGAAGCUGUCCAAUUGCUUAAUCGCUUCGUCUUCAGUGACACGAAGGAGUUGGAGCUACGCGAAAAGGAUGGAGGUUCCUUGGUAUCUAACAAGUACUCGAACAUGGAUCGGCAGACGUGCCAAGCAAUACUCGAAAAUCAGCCAGCAGUGGCAAAGAUUAUGAAGUCGUGCGAGAACUGCCGCUUGACCUCUACAAGAAACGGCUACAUGAGCGCUCUGUGCGCCUUGAGUAUGCAUGUUACUAUGCAAGAAUCUAUCGAGAUGCUCAACUACUUCGGAUCCAUCACUCUGCUCAAGGAUACCGACUUGGACAAGCUCUUCAGAGCAAUGAAGAGCAGAAAAGGCUUUACUGACGCCUUCAACUUCGUGCUUAGCCACGCGACACAGCCGAACCAGAAGACGGUGGUGAUUCGCGGGAUUCCGGUCAUCCUGUUCCAUUCAUGGUGGCAAACGCUUACACCACCUGACAAGGAGAUCGAAGGGGACGAUGAUGGUGAGGAGGAGCAUGAGGAGGACGACAUUGGUGAUGAAAAUUCCAGCAAAGAGAACAGCAGCACACACCUACGCUCACAACAUCAUGUGGCCCCGGCGACAGUACAACUACGAUUUGGGAAUUCCAAUUUUCGCGUGAUGACAUUCGGAACGGCCGAGCCACAUUCACGCAUCACCUCAAGCAAGCUCUUUGUAGGCUGGGAUCUCGAGGGGUACUUUUGCCUUGUCGACCCUGCCGCCAGAGGCUGCUAUGGCGAUCAAAAGCUUGCAUUUGCUCGUCUACACGGACCGGACGACGUGGAGGUGAUGUUCGGGGACCAACCCAACGAUAUCACACUUCACUACCCGGAGGAGUAA
Messenger RNA from Cercospora beticola, 996 nucleotides. RefSeq lists its product as uncharacterized. NCBI's taxonomy places the organism in Eukaryota, Fungi, Ascomycota, Dothideomycetes, Mycosphaerellales, Mycosphaerellaceae. The record is from RefSeq and is a predicted model, not a curated record.